AUGGGUCCUGUUCUUUUUUUGGUUAUGAUCAACGAUCUCCUCGAUGAAUGGCCCGACCGAUGGAAGUGUGUAGAUGAUAGUACGGCUACUGAAAGUGUCAUGGUUGAUUGUAGCAGUAAUCUUCAGGAUCUCGUCGACUAUAUCUAUAAUUGGACGGUUACAAAUAAUAUGAAACUUAAUGUCACUAAAUGUAAAGAAAUGAUCCUUGACUUUGGUAGGGUAAAACGGAGUUUCCCAGCAUUAUUAAUCGAGAACACUGAGGUUGAACGUGUAAAUUCUGCCCAAAUUCUCGGCGUUACGAUCCAAACCAAAAUGAAUUGGAAUGAACACGUUAAUAAAAUUGUUAAGAAAUCUGGGAAAAGAUUGUAUAUGCUUAGGUUAUUGAAACGAGCCAACGCUGACACUAGAAUGUUAUCCAUCGCAUUUACCACUAUUAUAAGGCCAGUCUUAGAAUACGCUUGCCAAGUUUGGCACUUCAACAUUCCAGGUUAUUUGAGUGAUGAUAUUGAAAGGGUUCAAAGAAGAGCUUUGAAAAUUAUUUUACCAGAACUUAGCUAUAACGAUGCACGCGAACUUAUUAAUAUUCCAUCCUUGAAGGAACGACGUGAGAUUUUAUGCGAACAGUUCUUUUUGAGAGAUGAGAACCUUCAAAAAUUGGAUGAAUUUUUAGCUAAUAAAUCCUCUUCGGUUUAUGAUACGAGGGGAAAUUGUAAAUAUAAUAAUUAUUAUUGUAAAACAGAACGUUUUAGAAAAUCCCUUUUACCCCAAAUUAUUUCGAAAUUAAAUUGUAAAUAGUUGUUUACUCCUUUAUAUUUAAUUAUUUGUAGUAUAUAGCUGAUGUAAUUUAACCUUCUGUUACAAAAUCAGUAAAUAUAUUUAAUAAUAAUAAUAAUAAUAAUAAAAAACACUAUGACAAUUGAAUCUAUUAAUGCUAAGUCACUGUAUGCCUCGUAGCUAACUUUACCACCAUGAGAUUUUAAUCUAUCAUUUACUAGACUAUGAGACUAUCAAUGUAUUUAUUAUUAAUCUAUUGAGAAUAAAUAUAGAUGUAUUAAUACAUAGUGUCCAUGUUUGAAAGGCAUACCUUAAAAAGUGGACGGGUAUUCUGCGAUCGUUCCGAAAAGAGUUACGAAAACAGUUGCAAAAGUAAAGAAAAGCAAGUGGAAAUGGCGAAUAUAACUUAACUAGAAAAUACAUGCAUGCAGAGACCCUCGCCUUCUGAUAAAACCAUUGUAUUUUCCGAACAUGAAGCAGUUGUCAUGGUAACACGAUAAUUAUUUAAGAAUAUUCUUAGAAAUGACAAAUCGCCUUUUAAUUACCAAAAAUCAAUUUCCCAGCAUAUAUAUGUUAGGUAUGUUAUUAUACGUAAUAUAAGCUUCAAUUUAAGAUAAAAUUCAACCACAAACGCUUCGCAAAACGUUUUAAUUAAAGAGUUCUUUAUAAAACUAAACUCUCUUUAAUUAAAUGGCUUUAUCGAUAAACUUUAAGUUUGCAAUAAAAUGAUUUCAAAUUCUCUCAUGCAAAUAACUUUUCUUUCUUUUUUAUUUAUUUAAAAAAUUCAAUAUAAUAAAAAAGGGAAUCAAUAUUAAAGAUAAACUGAAAUUAUAUGCUGUCUUGUUUAGUUGUUUCAUAUACGCAAAGGCCGUCGGGUUGUUUAAAAGCAAUUAUAAAAUCAAUAUUUAAAACAAACUUACCUUCGUCUCCCUUCUUUUAGCCGAUUCUUUCGCCCUUUCUUUCUGAGAUAGCUCUUGAAAUUUACAAAAUCUUGCAAAAAUGCGAGCAAAAAUGAAAUAUAUUUGCAAGAAAUUUAUCAAUGAUCAAAUCAAGAAAUGUUUGCUAUUUUGCCACAGAUUUCGCUGUCGUCAUGCAGUCGUUAUAAUGCAAACUUUAAAUUGGACCAAUCAGUGUCCGCUAUUCAUGACAAUCAGCCAUAUUUUUCCAUAUUUUUGAGAUCAGUGAGGAUGACCACCCAUCGUUGGUCACACACGCCCGCGAUAAUUGAUGAACUUUAGACUUCGCUAAUGCUUUCGUUUCCCCGGGUGUAAAUAGCCGGGGGCAAUUAGUACCCUCGCACGGUUCUUCGCGCCGUCGGCUCGGGGAUAAAAUAUGUUAGAUGUCAUCACCACACAAGAUAUGAAGCCACAAUGUGUCCUGCUCAGAUUUUGACAUCUCAACCAAGCAAUACAAUAUUUUGAAAUCACCAGUUGCGGGCGCAAGACGCGCAUCUGAUAAGAAGAGUAUCCGCUGAAUAUUUUGUUUAAGGGCGCGUGUCAAUGAUGCGUCCGGCAAUCAAUGAGGAGUCCGACCGUAUGUAUUGACUGAGUAUUAAGUUACCUCACUCUCAGUUAGUGAAUAUUAAGUUAGCUCACUCUAAUUUACUGAAUAUUUAAAUUUUUUACUCUCAUUUACUCAAUAUUUAAUUUGUUCACUCUCGCUCUCUUUCCGGAUCGCUUCUUUCCGUCUCCUUCCGCCGCAAAAAUGGGGGUCGGUGUAAUGUGUUUCCCAUUUUACGCGGAUGAUGAUGCAGUGCCCUUGGUGGCCUAAAAAUUAGUCCCGAAAACUAUCUACAUCACUAAUCGGUAAUGCGUAAGCAGGGUAAAUUGUUGGUAAAGGGGGGAUUUCGAAAAACCUCUCCGGACGAGAGUGGUACGUGAUAACUGUUUCCAUGCUUCAAUAAGUUUCAACAAUUAUAAAAACCUUGUUGUUCUAAUCUUUAGCGUUCUUGCCCAAUUCAAAAGACAGUGGUAAAGCUAUAACUGAACAACGCAAGAAAGAAGUCAGUGAGAACAGGAAAGCGUACAAGUGGGGAACAGAUGCAAGAUAUACUCAAGAUCUUCCUGGAUUUGUAGAAGCCAAAAAUCCACACUCUCUACCAAAAGACGUUCGGUUUACUGACGAAGCCACAUUAUCCUUGUUUCGAGCAGGCUUGAAAGAUUUUACAAACCUUGGUUUGAGCCAUAUCUUUGACAUCUGCGACUCUUGGGAUUCCUUGGAGGAUUUCCGACACCUCAUUACUCCAGCCAUUGAUACUGACCUUCCUCACGCUGCCGAGUAUUGGCGAGAUGACGUGUGGUUUGGAGCACAAUUUCUCAAUGGCUCAAAUCCAGAGGUGAUCAGAAAAUGCGAAAAACUGCCGGUUAAUUUUCCAGUGAAAAAUAAAACGGUAGACAAAUUGUUGGACCGUGGAUAUAAUUUAGAUAAAGCAAUCACGGUAAUGAUAUAUGUUACGAAUGAUACACACGUCCUUAAGUACUGUUUAAUAAACGAGCAGGAGUGUUUUGUGAGGUUUAAAGCACGAGCGCCCAGCGUGAAUGGCCGUAUAGACUUAAUAAAAAAACGACCUGCGCGUUUAUUAAUUAAACGGCUUCAAACUCUACUACAAAUUCAAUAGAUAUACUGCCUUAUUAUCAUUCUUCAUAUAAAGAACACUAUAAUAUUAUAUUCCCCUAAACACUACUUCAAAAACAUAACUCGUAUUUCUUUUGUCAAUAACGCCGUAGACAUUUUUCUGCUUGUCUUAUAACGUCAAAUUUAUUUUAGAAUGGGCUGAUUUUCCUCGUUGACUACAAAAUCCUUGAAGGGGUAGCAACAAUGAACAAACCAAAAGACAAGCGCUAUAUCACAGCGGCUAUGGGGUUGUUUUACCUCAGGAAAAACGAUGAUAUGGUGCCUAUUGCCAUACAAUUAGGUCAGCAGCCUGGUGAGAGCAACCCGAUAUGGACGCCAUUACAAGACACGGAAUGGGACUGGUUAAUGGCAAAACUUUGGCUUCGUUGUGCUGACACACAAUAUCACCAGGUAAACGUUAUAAGUACGCAAAAUUUACUUAUUUCCUUGUUACAAUAUAAGUGGUUCUAUUACGAAAAGUGGCAAAAUGCAGUAUUUUCUUCCUAA
Paramuricea clavata is the source of this 3894-nucleotide messenger RNA. The record is from the annotation of a GenBank genome assembly. Lineage: Eukaryota; Metazoa; Cnidaria; Anthozoa; Malacalcyonacea; Plexauridae.